GGACGUGAGGGAGGCAUGGACGGCGUUUCGGCCGGCAAUGACGGCGGCGGCCACCAGCACCAGCGCCGCCGUGAGGGCGGACCAGCCGCGGGGCAGCAGCGCACGGGACCAGCGCAGGCGCGGCGGCACCCGGGAGAGGGCGUGCCACCCCAGGAAUCUGGCGGCAGGGACGGCGUUCGGGGCCGCGGCACAGGCCGCGCCAGAGGCGCUCGUGGAGCCGCACGCGGUGGGCAGACGAACCCCGUCACAGCGUGGGUGCCGCUGCCACAGGGCGCAUGAAGAGUGUGAUGCGGGAUGAGGGGAGGAUCAAGAUUGUCAGGUGGAUCGGAUUGUGGGUCAGCUGAUACGUCAACCACGGCAAGCUUUGCAAGGGGCAGGGGUUGCAAGGAACUCUGUCUACUGUGGCCCUCACAGCGAUCGUGUCGAUUGUGCCUGGAUGACGAGACCACAAGCGCACCCAGCAAGGGAUAUGGAGCCAGAGGGUGUGUGAACAUCAUUUGAAUUCGUAUUGCAGAGCCUCACCAAGAAGGUGGAAGCACGCAACUGCAACUUUGCGGAUGAGAAGAGUGCUGCAGGAAGACAGUAUGCGCGGUGCAUCUUACAAUACAGUAAUGCUGCUAUCAAGAGUGUUGCAGCAGAACAAUGGUCAAUGCCAAGUUCUUGAGCAGAUCGCCAUCUUGUCUGCAAAUUCAAGCUGCGAGACCUUGCAUGCGUGAUUUCUCCAUGAGUGAGUCUCUCUUGGCAGUCAUAUGGUGCAAGGCAGUAGUGCAGGUUCCAGCAGUGGGCAUAUUACUCGAUAGCCCCAGUGAAAGUCAGUACAGCAAGCUGCUGCAGAGCUUUAGGAGUGAUUAUGCCGCUGCCAUCCUGUGUGUUGCAGCCGGUCAAUUUUCGACGGCUGCCGGGUUUGUCCAUGCCUGCGAAGGCAACGACCUUCUCAGACCUGCCAAGUCGGACACAGUCUAGCUGAGGCUAAGAUGUCCAACUGAUUGUUAGCUUGAUGAGCAAGUCACAAGUCACUGGACGGUCUAGGUGUCGGCUGACAACUGCAAUGCACAUCUUGUAAGAAUGUACAAGGU
Molecule: messenger RNA, 1076 nt
Organism: Coccomyxa subellipsoidea C-169
Lineage: Eukaryota; Viridiplantae; Chlorophyta; Trebouxiophyceae; Coccomyxaceae
Exons: 1
Coding region: 643-963 (106 amino acids)
Source: RefSeq, a predicted model, not a curated record